Molecule: messenger RNA, 906 nt
Organism: Fusarium oxysporum Fo47
Lineage: Eukaryota; Fungi; Ascomycota; Sordariomycetes; Hypocreales; Nectriaceae
Product: SDR family NAD(P)-dependent oxidoreductase
Exons: 4
Coding region: 1-906 (301 amino acids)
Molecular function (GO): oxidoreductase activity
Source: RefSeq, a predicted model, not a curated record
AUGGCUACUCACCACGCGAAGAAUGAAGUUCUCAAGGCCGCUGCCUUAUUUGAUGUAUCUCACAUCACUGCAGUCGUAACAGGCGGCGCAACCGGUAUUGGACUGAUGAUCACCCAAGCACUACAGUCCAACGGAGCCAAGGUCUACAUCACAGGUCGUCGCAGAGAGGUCCUUGAACAAACCCAGAAGACCUAUGGUACAGGUCCUGGAAGCAUCCACGUCCUGCCAGGUGAUGUCAGCGAGAGAGAUGAGGCUAUCCGUCUUGCGGAGGAGGUCGGCAAUAAGGAGCCAAACGGCAUUCACCUACUCGUCAACAACGCUGGGAUUGCGGAGGACGACAACACCAAGUUCUCCUCGGCUGGUGAACCAGACACAAGUGACGCCAAGGCUCUUUCGGAGCACUUCCUCAAGACUGAGCCACAGCAGUGGGCCGACACACUGAAGACGAAUGUGACAGGGCCAUACUACAUGUCUAUGGCCUUCCUACCGUUACUGGCCAAAGGGCGUGAGACUACUCCAGGGUAUUCCUCCCAAAUUGUCAAUGUCUCCUCGAUCUCAGGAGCCAUGAAAGGUUCCAGUAUGGGCCAACCAGCCUACGCCACCUCCAAGGCUGCUCUUACCCACCUCAGCCGCAUGAUUGCUACCCUUACCAAGGACAUCAAGGUGCGAGUCAAUGUUAUCGCACCAGGGUUAUUCCCCAGUGAGAUGACUACUGGAGAGUCUGAUGAGGGUAACAAGAGCAACAUUGACAAGAAGAUGACAAACCCAGCAGGACGACCUGGUCAUGACACCGAUAUGGCUGCGACUAUUCUUUUCCUUGCUGGAAAGGGUGGCUUGUUUUAUAAUGGCCAGAUUGUUUAUCCUGACGGAGGUUCGACACUGAUCAACCCAGCAAUCGCAAAUUGA